Messenger RNA from Symbiodinium sp. CCMP2456, 2076 nucleotides. The record is from the annotation of a GenBank genome assembly. NCBI's taxonomy places the organism in Eukaryota, Dinophyceae, Suessiales, Symbiodiniaceae.
AUGGGCAGGAGACAGGAUACGAAAAAGCGGGAGGCACCGAAAGCUUCGUCAAAGAAGAAAGAUGCCACUGGAGGCUACGGCAAAACCGAGCGUCUGUCGGCAGAUGCUCUUGGCUUCCAGAUAAGGACCGGUCCAGAUGCUCCGAGCAAGACCGGUGCGAGCAUGGAUAUCGAGGUCAGUGAGAUCGUUGUCUUUGCUGGGAAACAGGAGCUCUUGUACAAUGCCACGCUGAGACUGGCUCAGGGCCACAAGUACGGGCUUAUCGGUCGCAACGGUGUUGGCAAGAGUACGCUGCUCCGGGCCAUGGCAGAGCGUGAUGGACGCGUGCCGAUCCCACAGCACUUCAUGAUUAUGCAUGUCGAACAGGAAAUCAAAGGCGAUGACACUGCAGUUCUGCAGAGUGUGCUGCAGGCUGACCAGGAGCGUGAGUGGCUGCUCAAGGUGGAGCAGGAGUUGCUCGAAAAGGAGGACGAUGGGAGCGGCCAGGAGCCGAAGGUGGGCGGUGUCGGAUUGAUGGAGGUUUACGAAAGGUUGGAAGAGCUGGGGAACGAUGAUGCCGAGGCUCGAGCGGCUGUAAUCUUGGCCGGGCUUGGCUUCUCGGGGGAGGACCAGCAGCGGCCGACUAGAGAGUUCAGCGGGGGCUGGCGCAUGCGAAUUGCACUGGCGCAAUCGCUUUUUGUGCAGCCAGAUUUGCUCCUCUUGGACGAGCCGACGAACCACUUGGACGUCCACGCGGUGACCUGGCUCGAGGAAUUUUUGAAGACCUGGGAGAAGACCGUCGUGGUCGUUUCUCAUGAUAGGUGCUUCUUGAACAAUACUACAUCCAACACUGUCUUUCUGCACCGCAAGAGGUUAUGGUACUAUGGUGGCAAUUACGAGACGCUAUUUCCCAGCAGCAGCAAAGGAAAGUCCGAGCCUUGCAAAUUCCUGGUCCUAGUCGUGAGAUCUGUGCUCUUGGCACGACGCCUCCUGCAGGUGGCGAACUUGAAGCAGUUCAUCCAACGCUUCGGGCAAGGCCACAAAAAGAUGGCCAAGCAGGCAUCGCUUCGACCUUGGGCAUACUGUCCUCUCAUGACACGGAUUGGACGGGUUCAAGCACUCUGCUAUACUCUGCUCCUCCUCCUUGCAGCCGUGACUCUCAAAGAGCUGCCUGGCCUGGGGCCAGGGACACUGAGACGAGGAGAAAUGAGCCGGGCACCACGCCUGUUGCGAAUCCGGCCCGUGCUGGCUCUUACCUCUGUGGCUGCGGCGCCGCUUGUGGUCCGUCGAUUCGACAGGUCUUUCGCUCGCUGCGAGAAUCGCGCUGAGCAGUCGCUGGACCAAUUCUUGAAGAGCAGCAAGGCGCAGCAGUGGAUCGAGCUCAACAGCGACAAGUCGCAAAGCUGUUUAGUUAACACUGAUUCUGUGGACUGGAUUGAGACCGCAGCGGGUGGAGUUCGGCGCAAGAUGAUAGAAAGGCUUGGUGGAGAAGUGGCUAGAGCCACAACAGUCGUCAACUUUCAGCCCAAUGCUUCCUUCCCUGCACAUGUGCAUAGGGGCGGAGAGGAGUUCCUGGUGUUACAGGGCGAUUGGUACGACGACUGGGCCACUCAGCCGGCCUACACGUAUGUCCGCAACUACAUCGGUUCCAAGCAUACACCCCGAAUUGGGCCGAAAGGCUGCACCAUCUUGGUCAAGCUCUGCCAGAUGUCCGAGCAGCACAAGGAGCCCGACCACUCUCAGUGGGAUAUUUCCGAGUCCAACACAAACUGGAGGGUUUGCUCCUCGAUCAGUGGGCGACGGCUGCUGAAUGUUUUCGAGUCCCCUCUAGAGGAGGUCCACUUUGAGCGUUGGCAGCCGAAUCAAUCAGGAGACGUUGAUAUACCGGAGACCGGCGAGGAGGUCUUCGUGAUCGAGGGCUCCUUCGCUGAUGAGUUGGGCGAGCACCGAACAUGGUCCUGGAGCCGAAAUGCUGGCGACAAGCAGCGCCUGAAGCGCACCUCCGGCCCACAGGGCUGUCUGCUCUACGUGAAAUCGCGGCACCUGAGAUCGCCUGAGGUGGAUAUCGCCGCGAUGCAGACUCCUGCGUCCUCAUGA